GAAGAAUUAUAGAGGGAAUGGAUUGUAGAUACUGACACUGUUAGAAAUUGUAAAACUAGUGGGAUUUCACUAUAGCAACUCUAUAUAUAGGGACGUUGGGUUGGAGAUGCCCUUAUAUCAUAAACCCAGAGAAGAAACCCUAUACGGCUAUACCAAUUUUACCGUCAUUGAGCUUCUGCUGCCUGCCUCCCUAUCUUCCCAAGCAUAUUCUCUGCUUCUCCAGGUUCUUUAGGAGGAUGGGUAAAGAAAAGGUUCACAUCAACAUUGUUGUCAUUGGACAUGUCGACUCUGGCAAGUCCACCACCACCGGUCACUUGAUCUACAAGCUUGGUGGCAUUGACAAGCGUGUGAUUGAGAGAUUCGAGAAGGAGGCCGCUGAGAUGAACAAGAGGUCAUUCAAGUAUGCAUGGGUUCUUGACAAGCUCAAGGCUGAGCGUGAGCGUGGUAUUACCAUUGAUAUUGCCUUGUGGAAGUUUGAGACCACCAAGUACUACUGUACUGUCAUUGAUGCCCCUGGACAUCGUGACUUCAUAAAAAACAUGAUUACUGGAACCUCUCAGGCUGACUGUGCUGUACUGAUCAUUGACUCCACCACUGGUGGUUUUGAGGCUGGUAUCUCUAAGGAUGGUCAGACCCGUGAGCAUGCGUUGCUUGCUUUCACCCUUGGUGUGAAGCAAAUGAUCUGCUGCUGUAACAAGAUGGAUGCCACCACCCCCAAGUACUCCAAGGCUCGUUACGAUGAAAUUGUUAAGGAAGUUUCAUCCUACCUGAAAAAGGUUGGAUACAAUCCUGACAAGAUUAACUUUGUCCCAAUCUCUGGUUUUGAGGGUGACAACAUGAUUGAGAGAUCUACCAACCUUGAUUGGUACAAGGGUCCAACUCUCCUUGAGGCUCUUGACCAGAUUCAGGAGCCCAAGAGGCCUUCUGACAAGCCACUCCGACUUCCACUUCAGGAUGUUUACAAGAUUGGUGGUAUUGGAACUGUCCCUGUUGGUCGUGUUGAGACUGGUAUUCUUAAGCCCGGUAUGGUUGUUACUUUUGGUCCGACUGGUCUGACAACUGAGGUAAAGUCUGUUGAGAUGCACCACGAAGCUCUUCAGGAGGCUCUUCCCGGUGACAAUGUUGGGUUCAAUGUUAAGAACGUUGCUGUGAAGGAUCUUAAGCGUGGUUUUGUUGCAUCCAACUCCAAGGAUGACCCAGCCAAGGAAGCUUCCAGCUUCACUUCCCAGGUCAUCAUCAUGAACCACCCUGGUCAGAUUGGCAAUGGUUAUGCCCCUGUUCUUGACUGCCACACCUCUCACAUUGCUGUUAAGUUCUCUGAGAUCUUGACUAAGAUUGACAGGCGUUCUGGGAAGGAGCUUGAGAAAGAACCCAAGUUCUUGAAGAAUGGUGAUGCUGGUUUUGUUAAGAUGAUUCCCACCAAGCCCAUGGUGGUGGAGACUUUCUCUGAGUACCCACCACUGGGUCGUUUUGCUGUGAGAGACAUGAGGCAGACUGUUGCUGUUGGUGUGAUCAAGGCUGUUGACAAGAAGGACCCUACUGGAGCCAAGGUCACCAAGGCUGCUGUCAAGAAGGGAGCCAAAUGA
Oldenlandia corymbosa var. corymbosa is the source of this 1586-nucleotide messenger RNA. NCBI's taxonomy places the organism in Eukaryota, Viridiplantae, Streptophyta, Magnoliopsida, Gentianales, Rubiaceae. The record is from the annotation of a GenBank genome assembly.